This is a messenger RNA of Lachancea dasiensis, 522 nucleotides long. The record is from the annotation of a GenBank genome assembly. NCBI's taxonomy places the organism in Eukaryota, Fungi, Ascomycota, Saccharomycetes, Saccharomycetales, Saccharomycetaceae.
AUGCUCCAAAAUGCUCUUCAUAUGAUAGGCUCACCGCAUGGAUUGAAGCCCUUGUCGAAUGUUGUUUUAGGAAUAGGGACUGACGUGGUGUACUUACCCAGAUUCAAAAACCUAAUCAGCAAAUAUGGAUCUUCUGAAGAUGGAAAGCGCCUUCAUCGCCUUUUGGGGAAGUUCAUGCACAACAGGGAACUCUCAGAGUUCCAGGAACUGGUAAAUGGUGGCAAAUACGGAUUACCGCUUGUCCACUACAUAGCUGGCAUUUGGGCCACAAAAGAAGCUGUUUACAAGGCGUUAGCAUCACGACAAGUCGCCUGUGCAAUGCCUCCUGCUCAAACAAUUUACACCAAACUGUUAUACAAAACUAACGAUGCCAAGGGCGUCCCACGAAUUGAAAUCGACCAUAGCCUGACCGUGCAAUAUCCAAAGUUCAUCCAAGACAGCAUUUUGAAUACCAAAUUUCUUGUCAGCUUAUCCCAUGAUGAAGACUACUUGGUCAGUUAUGUUUGCCAAACCAAAGUUUGA